Messenger RNA from Cannabis sativa, 1589 nucleotides. RefSeq lists its product as uncharacterized. NCBI's taxonomy places the organism in Eukaryota, Viridiplantae, Streptophyta, Magnoliopsida, Rosales, Cannabaceae. Gene Ontology annotation, cellular component: nucleus. Gene Ontology annotation, biological process: protein desumoylation. The record is from RefSeq and is a predicted model, not a curated record. Gene Ontology annotation, molecular function: deSUMOylase activity. The transcript has 11 exons. Bases 1 to 1440 code for a protein of 479 amino acids.
AUGGCGCCAAGAAAGAACAAGGGCAAAUUCCCUAUCUUAACUUCUGAAGAGCUGAAGCAGGAGGAUGAUGGCAUCAUUACUCCUGAAAUGCAGAAAGUUUUUGACGCCCAAAGAGCUUUCGAAAGAGAACAAUGUGGGAACGAGUUCAGGUUCAUGAAACUUGAAAGAGAAUUUUGCAAAACUGGUAUGGAGAAAUAUCUAAUACAACACUUGGAUGAAGAAUUGAGGCGUUUACAAAGUGUGACCCAGCAGAUGGAAGAGUGUAUUCAUUCAAAGAAUCACAAGGUUGAUAGAUUGCUGGAAGGGCAUAUGCAAACCGGUUUGGCGGAGAGUAACAUGGAAAAAGAUGCUAAACAAUUUCAGAUGAAGCAAUCUAAUGUUGGUGAAGUGAAAACUAAUGUAAUGACUUCAAUUGAAUGUGUAGAUGGUAAACCAGUAAAUAGUAGUGAGAGUGAGGUGAAGUUUGUCUCUGAUUUGAAAAGGAGUGGUAAUGGGAUUGAUGGUGUUGAAAUAAGAGGAUAUCAAAAGUCAUUAUCAGCUUGUAAAUUAUCAGUUAGACAAAGUUCAUGUGUUAAGGGUGUGUCUGAGAUAUGUCCUGUUGGUCAGGAUACUAGUAGUGGGUUAAAUGUUUUGGAACUUUGUAAUUUGAAGGAGAAGAAGGACGUUGGACCUUUUAAAGUUAAUGUUUCACUAGUUAAUGUCGAGAUGGAUAAGAUAAUCUCGUAUUUGUUUGAGAAGAGCUUAAAAUCAAGUGACAUUGUAGUUGACACUGAAUUUCAUCAGUUGGAGCGUCAUAUAUUUCAAACACUUGCUCCUUCUCAGAACAUUAAUGGAGAGAUAAUAAACAUUGUAUCGGAGAUGUGUACACAUAAAAGGAGAAGAGAUUCUAUGAGUAAGACUGGUUCAAACUGGUACCUAACUACUUGGAUGACGAGUAAGUUUACUUAUUCCAAGAAAAGCCAACGAAAUGGUGGAACAAGUAAUCCAAUGAGAUCAUUCUUUUUAGGAGAUUUGGCUUUGUGCGAGAAGAUAUUUGUUCCUGUUCAUGUAAGGUCCGAGGAUCAUUGGAUCUUGUUGAUAGUAAAGAUGAAGGGGAUAAUAGAAAUAUGGGACUCACUUCAUGGUGGAAAGUCUGUUGGGAAUGAAAUUUUGAAGGAAGCGAUAAAAAAUUUGGAUUGCUUUUUAUCUGAAGAAAUAAAAAAGUUGCAUGGGGGAAAUAAGUGGUCAUUUACAGAAUUUGAAGUUAUUAUGAUGGAUGUACCUCAACAGCCUAACACUUUUGACUGUGGGAUCUAUGUUAUCAACUUCAUGGAGGAACGAGAUACACAGUUUCUUGUCCCCCCUAAUUAUGACAGUGAUAAUGAGCGUAUGCGUGUUGCUUGGAAAAUAUUUUCUUCAAGCUUCAACAAAGUUAGGGAGUCUCAAAUCAAGUACACAUAGACGAAGAAUUUAAAGUUGCAUCUCUAACUUUUUCCUGGAUAGUAGUGUUUUUUUAUUAUCUUUUAUGAACAAGAAUAGUUGUAAUUUUUCUUUUUUGAAUGAACAAGGAAAAAUUAUUGAUUUGAAUGAGUACACUUAUUUGUUUGAAA